AUGGCGGACGUGGUCUCCCCUAUUGGCAGAGAUCUCAUCAAGCUUGGGAGGAAGUUGAAAAGGCUCCUUCAGCAAAUCCGCAAUGCGAAAAAUGAUCUAUCCAAUGUGAUCAAGAGAACAAGAUCAGUGGCCCGAACGUACGACUUUUUCAAGGACACCAUCAAGGUUGCGGGGGGGAUUCAGGAGCUAGCGCCCAUGUUCAACCGCCAUAAACAGCUGAUUGAGAGUGUUGAUGAGGAAUCAAACCGAACUAUUGAAAGACUGAAGCGUCUCACCGGCAGAUUUCGCUCUCUCAUAGAUGGUAAACCUGUCAAUACAGUUCAAAGAUGGAUCGCACAGUUUGAAUGGUCUAGAGAGAGCAAGAAAACUGUCCCCUCACUUUUCCAAGAUAUGAAGGUACUAGAGAGUUGUUAUCUCAAACCUACCGAAGAGAUGGAUCAGAUGUAG
Messenger RNA from Penicillium manginii, 447 nucleotides. RefSeq lists its product as uncharacterized. Bases 1 to 447 code for a protein of 148 amino acids. The record is from RefSeq and is a predicted model, not a curated record. The transcript is spliced from 2 exons. NCBI's taxonomy places the organism in Eukaryota, Fungi, Ascomycota, Eurotiomycetes, Eurotiales, Aspergillaceae.